This is a messenger RNA of Larimichthys crocea (large yellow croaker), 2971 nucleotides long. RefSeq names its product cellular inhibitor of PP2A (gene cip2a). Lineage: Eukaryota; Metazoa; Chordata; Actinopteri; Sciaenidae. The coding region runs from base 145 to 2841 and encodes 898 amino acids. The record is from RefSeq and is a predicted model, not a curated record. The transcript has 22 exons.
UUCUAACCCCCCUUCCCCCUUUCUUUCUCCUGCAAUGGUACGCUCCGAUUUAAACCUCGGAGCGGGAAGCCGCCGCCGUCGUGUCGCCGCCGUGUUGUUGUUGUUUUCGGUGUUUCUUGGAGAAUAACGGCACCACCGCGCAGGAUGGACAUGACGACGUGUCUGAAGUCUCUGCUGCUGGCUAUCCAGGAGUACCGAGGCGGACGGACGGCCCAGAGCGCAGCGCAGCUCCUGAAACAAGUGAAGGAGGUUUCGGGCCUGAAAUGUGACCAGCUGCUGUCCUCGGGCCAGGUUCUGCCCAGUGAGUGUGUGAGCGGGUUGGUGGAGCUGGUUGGAAAUCCAAACACCAGCCCAAAUGUGACGAGCUCCAUCAUCUCCCUGCUGGCACAACUAGCCUGUGGUGAUGAUAGUCGGGAGAUUCUUCACAGCAGCUACAACCUCACCAGCAUCCUGGCCUCCGUCAUCCACUACCACAGGGCCACGCCAGAGGAACCUCUGGUACUGCAGUGUUUGCAGGUGCUGCAGAAACUGACGUACAACACUCGCAUCUUCCAGUCCACAAACUACAUCCACGAGCUCAUCGCUUUUCUCGUGACCAACAUCCAGUCUAACAAUGACGACGUCAUCAUGCUGUGCCUCGGCCUCAUGGCCAACCUGUGUCGUGACAACCACUCAGUGCAGAGCCACAUCAAGACUAUGGACAACGUGAAGUCAUUCUACAGAACUCUGAUCGACCUCCUGGCUCACAACAGUCUGACCGUGGUGGUGUUCACGUUGUCCAUACUGGCCAGCCUCAUCAUGAAUGAGAAGGUUGGAGAGAAGCUCUUCGAUGCGAAGAACAUCUACCAGACGUUCCAGCUCGUGUUCAACAUCAUCGUUAACGGCGACGGCACUCUGACGAAAAAAUACUCCGUUGAUCUCCUGGUCGACCUCCUGAAGCAUCCCAAGAUUGCAGACUGCCUCACCAGGUAUCGACACUUCUCAGCGUGUGUGGCUCAAGUUUUGCGACUGCUGCACUUUAAGGACCCGGACUCUGCAGCAAAGGUGUUGGAGCUCCUCCUGGCCAUGUGCAGCGUCUCAGGGCUGCGUUCGCAGCUCUGCGCGGUGGUGUUCAGACCGGCGGCACCCAAACUCAGAGCUGCAGACCGCAAGCAAGGGACGGGACUGGAUGCUGAACACAAAGCUGAGCCCGGGCUCGCACUGGCGCAGUGGCUGAGCUCGCCUGUGGAGGGCGCCGAGUCCUGCUCGCUCCAGGUCCUGCAGCUGUUGAACGAGCUGCUCCAGGAGGCGUUGGCAGCAGACAGCGUGUCUGACUGUGUGCUGAGCUUCGUAGACAUGUUGCUUCCCGUCUUGUUGGGGCUGCUGAAGGGUCUCGAUCCCUCGCAGGGCGACGCUCACCAAAGAAAACACUGCCAUCGCAUCACGCGCGUCACCAGUCUGCUGCUCGUCCUGUGUUCGGAGGACUCCACCAGAUCUUUAGUGUCCCGUCAGGUGAGCGCUCAGCUCUGCCUGUCGCAGGUCGAAUCCCUCCUCUCCUGUUGUCACAGCAACAGCCCCCUCACCUGCCUCCCUCCCGGCUCUGACAACGAUCUCAGUCAGGUGUAUGCAGAAGCUCUGCUGAAGGUGCUGGAGCUGAUGAGCAAACUGCGACAACAGGUGAAGAACAUGGAGACCAGCUUCUACAGGAUGUUACAGGACCAGAGGAUCGUGACUCCCCUCUCUCUCGCCCUGACGUCCCACCACAGAGAGCGCGUGCAGACCGGCCUCUCGCUGUUGUUUGAAGCCACGCCGCUCCCAGACUUCCCCUCCCUGGUUCUGGGAGAAAGCAUCGCCGCCAACAACUCGUAUCGCCGGAGGGAGGCCGAGCUGUCCGUCAAACGGGUCGCAGUGCAGGACGUCCCGUCUUCCAGCGUGCUGGACACUUCGAGCAGGAGCGUCCACAGUCUGACCGACAAGAUGCAGAGCGGGUUAGAGCUGCAGGAACAGGUGAAGGACUCUCACGUGUCCGACAUCAUCGAAGUUUAUGAACAGAAGCUGUUGGCGUUUGCGUCUAAGGAGAGUCGACUGCAGGACUUGUUGGAGGCGAAGGCUCUGGCUCUGUCGCAGGCCGACCGCCUCAUCGCUCAGUAUCGCUUCCAACGAGCUCAAACCGAGUCGGAGCUCUGUAAGCUCGGCUCUCUGCUGAAGGACGCGGAGCGCAACCGCGAGGACCUGCAGGGCCAGCUGAGAAACCAGGUCCUGGAGGUGGAGUGCUCCAAGGCCGACAUCGAGGAGCUCCUGCAGCACAACACCAGGCUGCAGCACGACUCGGAGGAACACCAAGUGCUUAAAGGAGCCUACAACGCCUUGCUCAGCAGGUUCAACGAGAGCGAGCGGCUUCUGAAGGAGCUGCAGGCGGCUCACAUCUCGCUCACCAAGCAGGCCGACGGCCUGAAGAAGAACCACGACGCUCUGCAGCUGAAGCACGAAAAGAUGGUGUCGGUGUUGGAGGAGAGAGAGGAGGAGAUCAGAUCCCUCAGUUCAGAUCUACAGCAGAAGAACGGCGACAUUGCAGGUCUGCGCGCUGAACUCCGGGCGGAGGAGGAGAAGGUGAAGGAAAAGGAUCAAGAGAGGAGAGAGCUGGAGGACACGGUGGACGUUUUGAGGAAGGAGCUUAACAAGACGGAGCAGGCCAGGAAGGACGCCAGCAUCAAGGCGUCUUCUCUGGAGCUGCAGAAGAGUCAGCUGGAGACGAAGCUGAAGCAGAAAGAAGACGAGCUGAACAAACACUCGGCGAUGAUCUCCAUGAUCCACAGCCUGAGCAGCGGCAAGAUGAAGAGCGACGUCAACCUGUCGCUCUAACGCACCAUGAAAAAUGAUUUUUCAACUCACUGACUCUCAUCGACUAAACUUGUAUUUUUAACGUCAUGAUGAAAUCUGUUUGUUUUUGUUUUUAUUGUUGUUGGUAAAUAAAUUAUAAGUCCAGAUAAAA